AUGUCACUUCAUUACAUUUCAAUACCAGACUCAAAUUUUAUGUCGACUCGAAACGUCCUGCGUCUUCUUGUAAGCGUGUAUAUGGAGUUGCAAGGUGACAUUGAGCAACGUGGACAAGACGCGCCUUUUGCACCCAAAAAAUGGGCCAAGCUCACAGACGAAGAGAUCAUCUUGUCCCCUAGCGACGGUUUUGAAAACGUAUUCACCCUACGCGGCGCUCAGCUCAUGGUGACUGGGUUGCAGCAGAUUAUUGCCAACUGGGGCGAGAUCCGCCCUGGUUCCAUUGAAUUUUGGAACAACACGAGGAGCUCGGAAGCUCCACUUGGUCUAGGACUUUUGUACAUGGGAGAUGGCAAUGCCUGA
Molecule: messenger RNA, 363 nt
Organism: Bacidia gigantensis
Lineage: Eukaryota; Fungi; Ascomycota; Lecanoromycetes; Lecanorales; Ramalinaceae
Exons: 1
Coding region: 1-363 (120 amino acids)
Source: RefSeq, a predicted model, not a curated record